AUGUCGGGCUGGGAAGUUCGGAUGUCCACCUCGCGCGGUCAGGCGUACUUCUUCAACCCGGAGACACGGGAGUCGACGUGGGACGCUCCCGAGGGAUUGAAUGAGGACCAGAUAAAGACUCUCCCAGGUGCGCAGUACCUCAACCGCCCCGCCCAGGUGCGCGCGAGCCACCUCCUCGUCAAGCACUCGGGCAGCCGUCGGCCAAGCAGCUGGAAAGAGCCCAAUAUUGUUCGUUCGAAGGAGGAAGCGAUCGAGAUCCUCAAAGGUUACGCCUCUGAGAUCAACGGUUCUCCCGAGACGUUCGCGGAGCUGGCUUCGCAGCACAGCGACUGCAGCUCGCACGCGCAAGGUGGCGACUUGGGCUUCUUUAAACCUGGUCAGAUGCAGAAGCCUUUCGAGGACGCAACCUACGCGCUCAACGUCGGUCAAAUCAGUGACAUCAUCAGCACCGACAGCGGUGUCCAUCUCAUCCUGCGCACUGCUUAA
Messenger RNA from Epithele typhae, 486 nucleotides. Its product is annotated as rotamase-domain-containing protein. The transcript is spliced from 4 exons. Gene Ontology annotation, cellular component: nucleus; cytosol. Bases 1 to 486 code for a protein of 161 amino acids. The record is from RefSeq and is a predicted model, not a curated record. NCBI's taxonomy places the organism in Eukaryota, Fungi, Basidiomycota, Agaricomycetes, Polyporales, Epitheliaceae. Gene Ontology annotation, molecular function: peptidyl-prolyl cis-trans isomerase activity; protein binding.